AUGCCAGGAGGAGAUGAACCAGUUUUCGGAGGUAGGGAGGCGUUUGCAGGUGCAGGCAAGGGAGGGAAUGGUGGUGCUGCUGGGCGAGCGAUCGGAGGUAGGGGAGGGAAUGGUGUUGGGUCCAGGGGACCUGCAGCCGUGGGUGCAGGCGUAGGAGGACAGUACCAGUUCCAAGUAGGAGGUGGCGGAGCCAGGCCAGCUGCAGGCGGAGGAGCAGCCAGACGACAGUUCCCGGUGGGCGGGUACGGUGGCGGAGCCAGGCCAGUGGCAGGCGGAGGAGGGUUUGUAGGUGCGGGCGGAGGACAGUUCCCGGUGGGAGGGAGCGGUGGUGGACGCAUGGGAGCUGCAGCCGUGAGAGCGUUCGCAGGUGCCCUCGGAGGACCGAUCCCAGCAGGAUUGUUGUACGGUGGUGGAGUCCAGGGAGCUGGAGCCGUGGGAGAGUUUGGAGCGGCUAGGGGAGGAGGGUUCAGAAGGAACGCCGAUGAUAUUCUGCCCGCUGUGUUCUACCGAGGAAUUAUGCGAGGCUCAGGCGUCGAAUUCACAAUCACAAACAAGGUUUGCUCAUCAUUCCCUACCUUCCUUUGA
Messenger RNA from Triticum turgidum subsp. durum (durum wheat), 585 nucleotides. NCBI's taxonomy places the organism in Eukaryota, Viridiplantae, Streptophyta, Magnoliopsida, Poales, Poaceae. The record is from the annotation of a GenBank genome assembly.